AUUCUUGGCAUCGUUCUUCUCGCCCUACUGGUUUUGCUCAUCUUCUUUUGUCGGCGUCGUGGAAUCCGCUACUCUAGCGCUUACGAGACCAACGAAACACGUGGUGUUGGUACCGGGGACACGGCUGAUAUGGCCCUGAGACAGAAGCAGAAUGGUCAUCCGGACAUCAGACCCGAGCUCUACAUCUGA
Molecule: messenger RNA, 189 nt
Organism: Protopolystoma xenopodis
Lineage: Eukaryota; Metazoa; Platyhelminthes; Monogenea; Polystomatidea; Polystomatidae
Source: the annotation of a GenBank genome assembly